CGCAUGUGUGACGUCCCCCACCGAGAUUCUUUCCAACUACUCUUCUACUCUUCUCAGUGAAAGGAGUUGGAUAAUUCUGGGCUAGACUGGUCGCAUCGUCCUUGGCUCGACGGAAAGCUGUCUACGGUGAGAAAUUCAAGGGUUUGGCGGGAAAAUAUUCUCGCAAUGAGCUCGGAGAAGCUGCUUAGCGCAGGUGAAGUUGUCGGCCGGGCCCGCCGAGACCGUCCGGGCGCUGCACGACCAGUGGCGGUGGCGGUGGCGGCCGGGGCGGGGGUUCUGGUCGUGGCUGCCCUCGUCUUCCUCGCUCACGAGGUUACGCAUGUCCGAGAGAAGUCCAGCCAAGAAGUGUCUCAGCUGAAAGACCAGAUCUUGACGCUGAAGGAGCGUGCCUUAACAAUGGAGCUGAAGCAAGACGCCAGCGCGGCUAGACACAACGAGGAAGCGUCCUCUCACCAGGAGGAAGUAACGGCCCUGAAAAUCCACCUGUCGUCCCUGCAGACUCAACUGGACAACGAAAAGGCUGACGGAGCGUCCUUGAGAGAGCGGCUGGCUGUGCUGGAAACCAAGUUCCAACUCAAACACGCCGAGGACCAAAAUUUUGGAAACUUUCAAGAGGGCGCUGGGAAGCCGAACCAAGUUGGCAGUGUUCCUGAACACAACGCCACCUUGCGGAGGUAUAGGCGAUCUCCCAACUCGGUCACAACACCCUACGGUGCCUUUCGUGGUCCUGAAGGCCCGGCCGGGCGAGACGGGCGGGAUGGUGUUGCCGGGCCGCCCGGUCCUCCCGGGCCGCCUGGGGGAUGUGGAAGGUGUGAAGAGACGUCUUGCAAACAGACGUGCACUGCAGUACCACUAGGCAUGGAGAGUGGCGCUAUUCCUGAUGACCACAUCACUGCAUCCAGUACGCACCCAGGUUGUGGCACCAACAAAGCUCGCCUUCAUUCCCAGGAGGACAGUGAUAGAAGCCAGAAUGGAUGGGCCGGAGCUUGGUGUGCCAACAGCCCACUGAACACGAAUCAGUGGCUUCAGGUUGAUGUGGGGGCAGUGACAACUGUAGCUGGAGUCAUCACCCAGGGAAGGUCCAGUGUCAUCAAUAAUCUACAACGGGUUACAUCCUACAAACUACGCUUCAGCAGGGACGGAAGCACCUGGUCCACAUACCUGGACAAACUGGGACGUGAAAGGGUCUUCUCUGGCAACUCUGAUCGGGACACCGAAGUGCGCCACCUGUUGGAUCCGCCAGUAACUGCACGUUACGUUCGGUUCUGGCCGCAGACAUGGAAUGUUCACAUCAGCAUGCGUGUGGAGGUCUUGGGACACUGCAUGUACAAGCAUUUAAUUCUCACAAUGAGCUCGGAGAAGCUGCUUAGCGCAGGCGAAGUUGUCGGCCGGGCCCGCCGAGACCGUCCGGGCGCUGCACGGCCAGUGGCGGUGGCGGUGGCGGCCGGGGCGGGGGUGCUGGUCGUGGCUGCCCUCGUCUUUCUCGCUCACGAAGUUAAGCAUGUUCGAGAGAAGUCCAGCCAAGAAGUGUCCCAGCUGAAAGACCAGAUCUUGACGCUGAAGGAGCGUGCCUUAACCAUGGAGCUGAAGCAAGACGCCGCCGCCAGACACAACGAGGAAGCGUCCUCUCACCAGGAGGAAGUAACGGCCAUGAAAAUCCACCUGUCCUCCCUGCAGACUCAACUGGACAACGAAAAGGCUGACGGGGCGUCUUUGAGGGAGCGGCUGGCUGUGCUGGAAACCAAGUUCCAACUCAAACACGCCGAGGAUCAAAAGUUUGGAAACUUUCAAGAGGGCGCUGGGAAGCCGAACCAAGUUGGCAGUGUUCCUGAACACAACGCCACCUUGCGGAGGUACAGGCGAUCUCCCAACUCGGUCACAACACCCUACGGUGCCUUUCGUGGUCCUGAAGGCCCGGCCGGGCGAGACGGGCGGGACGGGCGGGAUGGUGUUGCCGGGCCGCCCGGUCCUCCCGGGCCGCCUGGGGGGUGUGGAAGGUGUGAAGAGACGUCUUGCAAACAGCGGCCAUGCACUGCAGUACCACUAGGCAUGGAGAGUGGCGUUAUUCCUGACGGCCACAUUACUGCAUCCAGUACGCACUCAAAUUGUCCCACCAGAAACGCUCGCCUUCAUUCCCAGCAGAGUGGAUCAGCUAGAGCCUGGUGUGCCGACAACCCACUGAACACGAAUCAGUGGCUACAGGUUGAUGUGGGAGCAGUGACAACUGUCGCUGGAGUCAUCACCCAGGGAAGGUCUAAUUAUUCACAGUGGGUGACCUCCUACAAACUACGCUUCAGCAGGGACGGAAUCACCUGGUCCACAUACCUGGACAAACUGGGACGUGAAAAGGUCUUCCCUGGCAACUCUGAUAAGGACACCGAAGUGCGCCACCUGUUGGAUCCGCCAGUAACUGCACGUUACGUUCGGUUCUGGCCGCAGACGUGGUAUCGUCACAUCAGCAUGCGUGUGGAGGUCUUGGGACAGGACUGCACCAGUGACUAGCUAGACACAGCAUGGAGACUUGCAGCUUUAUUUCCAAUAUCUGCUUUACAGUUUGACGUUCGUUUUUUUACUCAAGCCUCACUAAUUUUUGGUUCUCAAAUGUUUUUCCAAAAAGAUAUGAAGCAACAGGGUAAAAACCAGCCCCCGAAGCAAUGAACUUUUAAUCAAACCACUGCCUUGGAAGAUGGAAAAACUUUACCUUUACCAUUCAGUCCGGUCUUACGUUGCUUGUACAUGUGCGUACAUGUACAAAACUGGUGUGUUACGCCUAAAGGCGGUUUACCGGUUAUGCGAAGCAAACAAAACAAACUUUCUUCAUUCGUUGGGCCAAAAUUUUGGAGUUGAUUCAGAAGUCUUUUUUUUUAUUGAUUUCUUAUUGAAAAAGAACAAGUAUAGUAUACGUAUGCGAACCAUUUGAACAUUAGAGUGAACACAAUUUUAAUGUAACAAAACUUGAGCAUGAUAAGUAUGAAUGGACAGAAGUUCAAAUAUAAUGAAGCUUAAAAAGUAAGCAUGAUAAAUAAGAAUAAAAACAGAAAUUCGAAUAUAACCAAGAUUAAGCAUGACAAGUAAGAGUAACCAAAAAGUCGAAUGUUACCUAGCCUAUCCUGAGUUUGUUUUGCAAGUCAGAAAAAAAUUAAGUGGAUAAAUCCGAGAGGCAAUUGAUCAAAUUAAUGCGGACUUAUUGUGAUAGUUUACGCCUUAUGGUAGCCUGGUGUCUAAGCCUAUUUUAGCUGCUGCGUCUCUUUGAAGUCUCUGGCUAAGUUUAAGGUAUCUGCACAGCUAUUCCUAUUACAGAUAUAUCUUUUUUUUAACUGUUGUAUUGUUUUCUCACUUUCGAUACUUUAUUUAGAUCUCCAAUCAGGGUUUUCAAAUUCCUUAAUUUUUAUUUUGUAUGUAAGCGAAUCCUAAGCUUACUAAGUGGUUUGUACCGAAACAUAUUUGGAUUUCUCCAUUUUUCAUGGUAAGUUUUUACAUCACAAAAUGUUGACUCGUGUGUGUAUGGGACUGAGUGAAGUGUGUGUACACAAUAUGAUAUAAUGGCUACUUCAUUUGUGCAGAACUUAGCAGGCAUUUAUGGUCAAAAAUAAAGCAUACUACUCCA
Messenger RNA from Branchiostoma belcheri (Belcher's lancelet), 3607 nucleotides. RefSeq lists its product as uncharacterized. Bases 166 to 2502 code for a protein of 778 amino acids. The transcript is spliced from 14 exons. The record is from RefSeq and is a predicted model, not a curated record. Lineage: Eukaryota; Metazoa; Chordata; Leptocardii; Amphioxiformes; Branchiostomatidae.